This is a messenger RNA of Penicillium riverlandense, 1941 nucleotides long. RefSeq lists its product as uncharacterized. The record is from RefSeq and is a predicted model, not a curated record. Bases 1 to 1941 code for a protein of 646 amino acids. Lineage: Eukaryota; Fungi; Ascomycota; Eurotiomycetes; Eurotiales; Aspergillaceae. The transcript has a single exon.
AUGCCACUCGGCCUCCAGGAUUUACCCCCAGAGAUCCAUCGAAUUAUUCUGCGGGCUCUGUCCAAGCAACAUGAGCCUAGUGUUCGGGCCUUUGCCGGCGUGAGUCGAACUUGUCACGCAUUGGCUAGGCCGCAUCUCUAUCACACCCUCAAGAUCACUGCACAGGAUAGCGAGGGAUUAGGUGACCUCGUUGAAAACAUAGCGCAGGCCCUUCAACGCAAUGCGAGUUUCUCAUACGUAAACCGGCUUGUGGUUGACGGAGAAUUGAUCUCGCGAGAAUCAACCAAGUUCGAUUCAAGAGAGCAAGGCACCAAAUGCAUCGAGGUCUUUGCGGAUGACCUGCAUGGAUCCCUAGAUCACUACGAGAAGCUCCCUCUGCUCAUAGGGAUGGAUCAUUCGCAUGAUGAAGCGUUCCCACCCUACAAUGCCUGGCAGCCCUUGGCGGAUCUAGUCCAACGGCUGCCCUUGCUAUUCGAUUUGAUAUUUCUAUGUCCCAAUCAAUUUCCCCUGUGUCUAUUGGAGACCCUUCACCGCCAUCAUCCAGAAUGUCGGCUUCAUAUCUCCAAGUUCUUUCUGCGGAGUUUGAACGGCCCUUUAACAGAUCGAUCCGAAUUUCAGUUGGCCACCUCGCCAUGCCUCUUCAGCAUAAACACUGAUUACGAGGAUGAGUAUCCCACAGGCCAUCCAGAAUUUACGCCAGACGGUGCAUACCAUCGUGAAGCUGUGAUGCAUAUGGUGUCUAGACUCGCCCCCAAUUUGAAAGAAGUGACUCUCUUUCGCCCGAUGGGUCCUGCUACACAUGACAACUCCUUUCUGCCACCUUGGGAGGGGUUUAGUCAGGAGAAGGGGUCGAUCCCAACAAAAGAUUUACGGCAUGGCGCUUUAAGAUACCUUCGAAUUCAUAAUCCAAUUUCCAUCGAGAAAGAGGAGAUGAAGCUUUGGGCGGCUCAUACGGACUUCUCCGUCCUAGAAGUGCUCAAGCUUGAAACAUGUCUCACUCCCGAUCUACUCAACUAUUUGGCAACCGAUGUCGAUUUCACCUGCUUGAAAAGUCUAGUUUUAGGUGGCCCGCUAGUCGAUUAUAUCUACCCGCAAGUGAAGUGCUUCCUCCAGAAAUUACAGCCAUUGUCCUCCCUGACGAUAGAGAGUUGGAAUGACGACUUUGUGGUGGAUGACAUUGUGGAUCCUCACGGGGCCAGCUUAAUCGAGUUAACGCUGGCAAGUCCAAUUAAUAGACCAGUCGAGUCGAUCAUGCAGUAUGAUCUAUCGAUGAUCGCCCAGCGCUGCUGCUUGCUUCAAUACUUUGGUCUGACUCUCGACCGCACGGAAGGGAAUUCCGAAGAAGUCGCUCUGUAUAGAACUCUGGGUUCCUUGCCACAACUGAAAUGGGUCUCCUUGACAUUGCAAGUAUCAGUGACCUGGGACUUUAUCUCCCAUGACGAUGAGGACCACAUGAUCGACCCGCGCUUUGAAGACGAGUUUGAUCAACAAAUCCCAGACGACGUUGGCUCAGGCGCGUGCAAUGGUGCGAUUCGCACACGUCUAGUUAACUGUGCGCUCGAUCAAGCCCUAGGGCGAGCCAUCUUUCGUGCGAUCUCCGCGGGCAAGCCCAAAGGUUCCAUCCCAUUGGAGAAACUGAGUAUACGGACAACCGAUGUAGAGGAGUUUGGGGAAGUUGGGUUUCCGGAGCCGUUGAGGCCGGUACUUAGGCACCUGAGCAGACCCUUGCAGGUUACGCAGCAUGUCCGCGAUGACUGCCGUGACGAGCUGCUAGUGGAGCAGGAAGAACCCGCUGACAAGUUCCCACCUGAGAUCCCUGAAUGGCUUCAAGCCAUCUGGCGUCGCAUUUGGCCCAAGAAGCUGACAGAUGAAUGGUGGAAUGACUGGCACAGCUUGCCUCUUGCUUCGGUGGAUGUUUGGUGUGGGAUGUACCGAGACUGA